Messenger RNA from Grammomys surdaster, 4426 nucleotides. RefSeq names its product pleckstrin homology domain containing A5 (gene Plekha5). Gene Ontology annotation, molecular function: phosphatidylinositol-4-phosphate binding; phosphatidylinositol-3-phosphate binding; protein binding. Gene Ontology annotation, cellular component: cytosol. Bases 24 to 3563 code for a protein of 1179 amino acids. The transcript has 27 exons. The record is from RefSeq and is a predicted model, not a curated record. Lineage: Eukaryota; Metazoa; Chordata; Mammalia; Rodentia; Muridae.
GCGGCGGCGGCCGGGGAGCAGACAUGGCGGCCGACCUGAACCUGGAGUGGAUCUGCUCGCUGCCGCGCUCCUGGACGUACGGGAUCACUAGGGGCGGCCGCGUUUUCUUCAUCAACGAGGAGGCCAAGAGCACCACCUGGCUGCACCCGGUCACCGGCGAGGCCGUGGUCACCGGGCACCGGCGGCAGAGCACAGAUUUGCCCACUGGCUGGGAAGAAGCAUAUACGUUUGAAGGUGCAAGAUACUAUAUAAACCACAAUGAAAGGAAAGUGACCUGCAAGCAUCCAGUCACAGGACAGCCAUCCCAGGACAAUUGUAUCUUUGUUGUGAAUGAUCAGACUGUUGCAACCAUGACGUCCGAAGAAAAGAAGGAGCGACCCAUAAGUAUGAUAAAUGAAGCUUCCAAUUACAACAUGGCUUCAGACUAUACGGUGCAUCCCAUGAGCCCUGUGGGCAGGACAUCACGGGCCUCCAAAAAGGUUCAUAAUUUUGGAAAAAGAUCCAAUUCAAUUAAAAGGAACCCCAAUGCCCCUGUGGUCAGGCGUGGCUGGCUGUACAAACAGGACAGUACCGGCAUGAAGCUGUGGAAGAAACGCUGGUUUGUGCUUUCUGACCUUUGCCUUUUUUAUUACAGAGAUGAGAAGGAGGAGGGUAUCUUGGGAAGCAUCCUGCUGCCUAGUUUUCAGAUAGCCAUGCUUACUGCUGAGGACCACAUCAAUCGCAAAUAUGCUUUUAAGGCAGCCCACCCAAACAUGCGGACCUAUUAUUUCUGCACCGAUACAGGAAAAGAGAUGGAGCUGUGGAUGAAGGCCAUGCUAGAUGCUGCUCUGGUGCAGACAGAACCUGUGAAAAGAGUGGACAAGAUUACAACUGAAAGUACAUCAACUAAAGAAACCAAUAACAUUCCCAACCACAGAGUUCUCAUUAGACCUGAGGUCCAAAACAAUCAGAAGAAUAAGGAAAUAAGCAAAAUUGAAGAAAAAAGGGCCUUAGAAGCUGAAAGAUACGGAUUUCAGAAGGAUGGGCAAGAUAGACCAUUAACAAAAAUUAACAGUGUAAAGUUGAACUCCCUGCCAUCAGAAUAUGAAAGUGGGCCUGCCUGCCCACCUCAAAAUGUGCACUACAGACCCAUCAAUGUGAAUAGUUCUGACGGCAAAGCAGUGAAUGUCAGCUUGGCAGAUGUCCGGGGCGGGAGUCACCCAAAUGCAGGGCCCCUAGCCACAGAGGCUGAUCGAGUCAUUCAGAGAACGAAUUCAAUGCAACAGCUGGAACAGUGGAUUAAAGUCCAGAAAGGACGGGGUCUUGAAGAAGAGCCCAGAGGAAUAAUUUCUUAUCAAACAUUGCCAAGAAAUAUGCCAAGCCACCGAGCACAGAUUCUGGCCCGCUACCCUGAAGGUUACCGAACACUCCCAAGAAACAGCAAGACCAGACCUGAGAGUAUCUGCAGUGUCACCCCUUCUGGUCAUGAGAAGACAGGGCCUGGAGCAGAAGAGAAGCGGCGGUCCAUGAGAGAUGACACCAUGUGGCAACUGUAUGAGUGGCAGCAGCGCCAGUUUUACCACAAGCAGAGCACCCUCCCUCGGCACAGCUGCCUGAGCAGCCCAAAAGCCAUGGUGAAGGUGUCAGACCAGACAAUGCACUCCAUCUCCACAUCACCUUCCCAUGGCUCAGCCACUGCUUACCAGGGCUUCUCCCCUCAGCGGACAUACAGGUCAGAAGUGUCCUCACCAAUCCAGAGAGGAGAUGUGACGAUAGACCGCAGGCACAGGCCUCAUCACCCUAAGCAUGUCUAUGUACCUGACAGAAGGUCAAUGCCAGCUGCCUUAACUUUACAGGCUGUGAGUCCUCAGAGCCUCCAAGGCAGAACGCUGUCACAAGAUGAAUGUAGAGGCACAUUAUACAAAUACAGAUCUGAAGAAGUAGAUAUUGAUGCCAAAUUAAGCAGAUUGUGUGAACAGGAUAAAGUGGUCCGUGCCCUGGAGGAGAAGCUGCAGCAGCUGCACAAGGAGAAAUACACGCUUGAGCAAGCCUUGCUGUCAGCCAGCCAAGAGAUAGAGAUGAAUGCAGAUAACCCAGCUGCCAUUCAAACUGUGGUGUUGCAGAGGGAUGACCUGCAGAAUGGACUGCUGAGCACGUGCCGCGAACUCUCCCGAGCCACUGCUGAGCUGGAACGAGCCUGGAGAGAAUAUGACAAGUUAGAAUACGAUGUGACUGUUACCAGGAACCAGAUGCAGGAUCAGCUUGAUCGCCUUGGGGAAGUGCAGAGUGAGUCGGCAGGAAUUCAGCGGGCACAGAUUCAAAAAGAACUCUGGAGAAUUCAAGAUGUCAUGGAGGGGUUGAGCAAACACAAACAGCAAAGAGGCUCUUCAGAAACAGGUCUGGCAGGAUCAAAGCCUUUCUCAUCAGUUAAGUACAAAAGCGAGGAAGAGGAAGUAGUCCCACCUCGGCCUCCACUUCCUCGGUCUUAUGACUUUACAGAGCAGCCUCCCAUAAUCCCCCCUCUGCCCAGUGAUAGCAGCUCCUUGCUCUGUUAUAGCAGGGGCCCCGUGCAUCUGCCUGAAGAAAAGAAGAUUCAUCAAGUUCAAGGAUAUCCAAGAAAUGGAUCUCACUGUGGUCCAGAUUAUAGACUCUACAAGAGUGAGCCAGAGUUGACCACAGUGGCAGAAGUUGAUGAAUCUAAUGGCGAAGAAAAAUCAGAGCCAGUUUCUGAGACAGAAGCUCCCGUUGUUAAAGGUUCCCACUUUCCAGUCAGUGUGCCUCUGAGAAUGAACUCACCCACGCCCGAGUCCUCGACGAUAGCUUCCUAUGUGACCUUGAGGAAGACUAAGAAGAUGGUGGAGCUAAGAACGGAAAGACCGAGAAGUGCCGUGGAGCAGCUGUGUCUGGCCGAGAGCACACGGCCGAGGAUGACUGUGGAGGAGCAGCUGGAGAGAAUCAGGAGGCACCAGCAGGCCUGCCUGAGGGAGAGGAAGAAGGGGCUGAGUGUCCUCAGUGCUUGCGACCCGUCUCCCUCACAGAGUCCUUCGGAUGUGAGGGACAGCCCUUUCAGGGUCACUCAGACCCUAAGGAGGGAUGAUAACGUAAAGGAGCUCGACGCCAUCCCCGUCCACGGAGAAAGUGAUGUAAAGCCAGACGGUGAAACUCCAGCAGCAGAAGCUGCUCACCUACGAGAAGCUGGACCCCAAAAUGCAGACGUCAGCAGAAAGCUAAAAAGAACUGAAAGUAUUUUUUAUGAAAUGCUUUACACACCUGAACCAAAUGGAGUGACUUCUGAGGAAGUGAUGGAGAAGGAAAGGCAUAAAGAGCAGGUGCCUGCAGAUGGGUCAUGCAGCCCUCAGGAAGAGGCGGCCAUGACAAACCAUCAAGCGGAAGGCCCCCCUGAAGAAGCAGAGAGUCUCCAUGAAGAGGAAGAAACUCUUGCUUCCUAUGAGCCAGCUCCUGAGGUUCCUAGGGAGACUCAAAGCACAGUGAAAAGUCUGCCCCCGUCUCCUGACUCCUCCAUGGCAGCAGCUCCACCCAGUCCACCCCAGCUCACUGAAGGAUCGCACUUCAUGUGUGUGUAGUCUCAGAACUGCACUGACGUCUGUUGACAGCACACCAAGCUGAAGCUGUGGACCUCAGUGGUGUAAGAAGAUGUACAGUAUACCUUAAAUCUAUGAAAUUCAUAGUUCGGAUGCUUCUGACCACAGAGCAUCGUUUUAUCACCUUUGGAAAAUGUUUAUUCCAAAAUAGCUUUAAUGGCCCGUAUGUGCACUCCGUAGUGUCAAGGUCACUGUCCUCCGCGCUUGCUGCUAUGAGUUCAGAGCGUGUCAGUCAGGUGCUUUCUCCCGCGCACACUCGCGCACACUCCAUCAGAGCUUGCUUGUUGCAGUUCCCAGAUCUGGAUGCUUAGGUCUCAGUGGACUUGGGUUUCUUUUGCUUUUCAGUGAGGCUACACUUUCCUGUGAGGCUCGUUUGCUUCCUUUCUUUUCUCUUCCCAUUUUGGCUUCUGCAGUGCUUCGUUUGACACUUGAUUUGUAAAAAUUUUAUAUAAAUAUAUUUAAAAUGUGCCAUUUUCUCACUGCUAAGUGAAGUCUGUCCUGUUUUCAGCUCUGACCCCCUCCUCAGUCAACUGCACCGUCAGCAGUUCCUGCCAUGCUCCCAUCUGCUUCCACACAAGUGCUGUCGCUUAGCUUUUCUUUAAAAGCCAAACAAUUACAAGCGUAGGUAUUUUGAAGUACUGGACGUUUAUGUCGUUGGAAUAGAUGUGUACAGCAAUAAGCAGGCUUUUCGAUCCAGUACUUGGUCUGUGUACAGAUGUAAUUACGUCCAUUGUGUAGUGGUUACACAAUGAGCACAUGUAAUCAGGCUGCUUACUAUAGUUUAAUGCAAAUGUUCAUAGCUCAUUUCUUUUUUAUCAUGUUAAAUAAAUGUUGAUGUUCUUAAA